CCGAACUGCCGACCCGAGUCGUCCCUACUCCUCCGAUCUCGAUCCAACGGUCAAGAUCAUCUGAUCACCCACGAAUCCCGAUCCCAAGUCAAACUAAAAUCCCGAAUCCCAUUUCCCAUCUCUCCCUUUCUCCUACAAAACCGAUCGGCCGGCACCGCUAGGGAUUUUUCCUCACCUCUCUCAUUUCUCUUGUAAUGCAAGCUUGCAGCAAGAAGAAGAAGAAGCGAGUACACGUGGCAGAAUCGGAGCCUUCCAACAGCAUCGCCAUGCCUCUGACUGACACCUCCGCCGCUUCGGUGCCGGACGAUUGCUUCCUCUUCCCGGUGGAGGAGAUCGUGCAGUAUCCGUUGCCGGGCUACGUCGCUCCGUCGUCGGUCGCCUUCAGCCCUGAUGAUUGCUCGAUAUCGUAUCUGUUCAGCGCCGACGGGACACUUAGCCGGCGGGUCUACGCCUUUGAUAUCACGACACGUAAGCAGGAGCUUAUCUUCAGCCCGCCGGAUGGAGGGUUGGAUGAGAGCAAUCUGUCGGCCGAGGAGAAGCUGAGGAGGGAGCGGAUGAGGGAGCGUGGGCUGGGUGUUACGCGCUACGAGUGGGUGAAGUCAGCUGGGUCGAAGAAGCGCAGUAUCAUGGUGCCUUUGCCCGCCGGGAUCUAUUUUAAGGAUGUCUCCUGUUCUAAACCAGAACUUAAGCUGCAAAGCUCAGCAUGUUCGCCAAUUAUUGAUCCUCAUCUCUCUCCAGAUGGAAGUAUGCUUGCUUACGUAAGAGAUGAUGAGCUGCAUGUUUUGAAUUUGUCAUAUGGCGAGCCUAAACAGUUAACAUCUGGUGCCAGAGGAAAUGCAAAGACGCAUGGUCUUGCUGAAUAUAUUGCACAGGAGGAGAUGGACCGAAAGGCUGGAUUCUGGUGGUCACUGGAUAGCAAGUACAUUGCAUUCACACAAGUUGAUGCAUCAGAGAUACCUCUUUUCAGAAUCAUGCAUCAAGGAAAAAACUCCAUUGGUUCAGAUGCACAGGAAGACCACGCCUAUCCCUUUGCUGGAACGUCAAAUGUCAAAGUCCGGAUUGGGGUUGUUUCUGCUUGUGGUGGGGAAGUUACUUGGAUGGACCUUCUCUGCGGAAGCCAGGAUGAAGCCAACAAGGAUGAAGAAUAUUUGGCCAGGGUCAGUUGGAUGCCUGGAAACAGUCUGAUAACUCAAGUUCUGAACCGGACCCACUCCAAACUAAAGAUUCUUAGGUUUGAUAUCAGUACGGGCAAAAGGGAAGUUCUACUGGUAGAAGAACAGGACACAUGGGUCAAUUUACAUGAAUGUUUUACACCUCUGGACAAGGGAGUCGAUAAAUUUUCUGGAGGAUUUAUUUGGGCUAGUGAUAAGACAGGCUUUCGACAUCUCUAUCUUCAUGAUAGGAAUGGGGUUUGCUUGGGGCCCAUCACAGAAGGCGAUUGGAUGGUUGAGCAAAUCUCUGGUGUCAAUGAGAAUGCAGGUCUUGUAUAUUUCACUGGAACCAAGGAUGGGCCUUUGCAGGGUCACUUAUACUGCACCAAUCUAUUCCCUGAUUGGAGCCUUCCGUUGCAGCCUCCACAGAGGUUGACUGAUGGCAAGGGAAGACAUGCUGUUGUCCUUGAUCAUCAGAUGCAGAGGUUUGUUGAUGUUCAUGACUCUUUGAACACACCACCUCGGGUGUUGCUUUGUUCAUUGCACGAUGGAAGCUUAAUAAUGCCUCUAUACGAGCAACCAUCUACAGUCCCUAGAUUCAAAAGGCUUCAACUUCUGCCCCCGGAGAUUGUUCAUAUACAAGCAAAUGAUGGCACAGUUUUAUAUGGGGCUUUAUACAGGCCUGACGCGAAAAGGUUUGGACCUCCUCCUUACAAGACCUUAAUCAGUGUCUAUGGUGGUCCAAGUGUCCAGCUUGUUUCCGAUUCAUGGAUGAAUACAGUUGACAUGAGAGCUCAGUAUUUAAGGAGCAAAGGCAUCUUAGUAUGGAAGCUAGACAAUAGAGGGACGGCACGGCGUGGGCUGAAGUUCGAGGGCUCCCUUAAAUACAAUGUUGGCCGUAUCGACGCCGAAGAUCAACUCACAGGAGCCGAAUGGCUCAUAAAACAGGGCCUUGCAAAAGCAGGUCGGAUUGGCCUGUACGGAUGGAGCUAUGGUGGGUACCUCUCAGCCAUGGCUCUAGCAAGGUUCCCCGACAUGUUCCGGUGCGCGGUGUCUGGCGCUCCCGUGACAGCAUGGGACGGGUACGACACAUUCUACACGGAAAAGUACAUGGGCUUGCCCUCGGAAAACCCAGCGGGUUAUGAAUACAGUUCUGUCAUGCACCAUGUGCAGAAGAUCAAAGGGAAGUUGCUGCUUGUGCAUGGGAUGAUCGAUGAGAAUGUGCAUUUCAGGCACACGGCAAGGCUUGUGAAUGCAUUCGUCACGGCUGGCAAGCCCUAUGAGCUUUUGGUUUUUCCAGAUGAGCGCCACAUGCCACGUCGGCUCAGGGACCGUAUUUAUAUGGAAGAGAGGAUCUGGGAAUUUAUAGAGCGGAACUUAUAGAGGUGCAGUUAUGAUACCACUUUCAUGGUUUUGUUCAUAUCUCAUGUUGUAAGCUGGCGCCUGAUAAAAGUCCCAAGGAGGUGGGUCAUUAGGACAGACGGUUGAGAGGUUUUCAUUUCUUGUCUUUUUAUUUUUAUUUUGUUUAUAUUUUUGUUUUUGUUUUUGUUUUUGUUUUUCUCAUCUUGUAUAAGUCAUGGCCCAUUUCCAAAAAGAAAAAAAAAAAAUCCCUUUUACUCAAUAAAGAAACAAAAAGAGGCGGAGA
Molecule: messenger RNA, 2796 nt
Organism: Magnolia sinica
Lineage: Eukaryota; Viridiplantae; Streptophyta; Magnoliopsida; Magnoliales; Magnoliaceae
Exons: 5
Coding region: 195-2534 (779 amino acids)
Biological process (GO): proteolysis
Molecular function (GO): serine-type peptidase activity; dipeptidyl-peptidase activity
Source: RefSeq, a predicted model, not a curated record